Nothobranchius furzeri (turquoise killifish) is the source of this 1532-nucleotide messenger RNA. It is a transcript of the gene plpp2a, whose product is annotated as phospholipid phosphatase 2a. Gene Ontology annotation, cellular component: plasma membrane. Gene Ontology annotation, molecular function: phosphatidate phosphatase activity. The record is from RefSeq and is a predicted model, not a curated record. Gene Ontology annotation, biological process: phospholipid dephosphorylation; signal transduction; phospholipid metabolic process. Lineage: Eukaryota; Metazoa; Chordata; Actinopteri; Cyprinodontiformes; Nothobranchiidae.
GCGCACAGCCGCGCCCCGCUCUGGAUAAAGGGAGGCAGAACGCGGCGCGCGCUCACCUGUGACAUAGGCGGAGUGGCAGGUACUAAUCAUACCGGAAGCACGUUGAAGUCGGAGCCACCUUUUUCCAUUCUCAGACACUUUUCUGGUGUCCCUCAAGCUUCAUGUCUGCCGGUUGUGUUUCUCAACAGCGAGGCAGCUUCGGAGGAAACAUGCCAGUGCAAAGAAAGCGGAUCCUUAUUCUUGUGGAUGUUCUGUGUGUCUUUGUGGCAUCUUUACCUUCAGCUAUCCUCACCCUGCGGUUUAAGCCUUAUCAGAGAGGAAUCUACUGCAAUGAUGAGAGCAUCAAAUAUCCCUACAGGAGCGACACAGUCUCUUAUGCUACCAUGGCUGCUGUCACCAUCAUCUGCUCAAUAGUCAUUAUUACAGUAGGAGAAGCUUACCUUGUGCACACAAAACGUCUGCACUCCAACUCCACUUUCAACAAUUACCUGUCUGCCCUCUACAAGGUGGUCGGCACCUUUCUGUUCGGGGCAGCUGUCAGCCAGUCGCUCACUGACUUGGCGAAGUUCACCAUCGGUCGUCCACGUCCAAAUUUCUUAUCUGUGUGUGCGCCUGUGCACUGUGAAGGAUACUUGCUGCAGAUCAACUGUACAGGAAACCCACGCAAUGUGACAGAAUCCAGGUUGUCGUUUUACUCUGGCCACUCGUCGUUUGGGAUGUACUGCAUGCUCUUUUUGUCGCUCUACAUCCAGGCUAGAAUGCAGGGGAAGUGGACCAGACUGGUCCGGCCCACCAUCCAGUUCUUUUUGGUGUCGUUUUCUCUUUUUGUGGGAUACACGCGUGUUUCAGACAACAAACACCACUGGAGUGACGUCCUGGUGGGACUGCUGCAGGGAGCUCUCAUCGCAGUGCUCACUGUUCGAUACCUGUCAGACUUCCACAAGCAGCGGACUCCGCCCAGCUCACAACCAGAAACACCAGAAGACGAACACCUAGAGAGUAAACCAAGCCCCAAAGCUUUGGACCCAGAAAACAGAAACCACCACCACAACUGCUCUGGAACCGUAUGAGCCCCUAGAACCAGACCCAUCAGCUCUAACAGCAGCACCGUUACCUAAAGAACUAUCAAAAACAAAAACUAAGAAAAAGUGUUGAAGCGCCAUGAGGAUUUUAUAGUGUUUUUAUGUGUGUGUGAACCAUUUAUAUGUUUUUGGUGAUUUCUUGUUUGGCAAGUGCAAGCUUACAUUUGUGUGAAACUGAAAGUAAUUACAAAACAAAAGAAAAAGUCCUGACAAAUUUAUUAAAGAAUGUUUCAUGUUCUCAUAAAAGUUUGAUGCAGACUAAUGCCACACUGGAGCUGAAAGUAUUUACUUAUCCCUGACACUUUAAUUCUCUCUGCCUAUAUUUUAUAAUCUUAUAAUGGUUUAAACUCACAUUUUGAACACAGAAUAGUGUAAAUUUGAACAUUUUGUAUCUUGUUUGCAACCACGGUUACUAAUUUUGUAGUGGUUUUUAAAAUGAUUCAUCUGUAA